UCUAUAUAUCUUUUUUUGGAAUAGAUGAUAUACAUAUAACAUAUAGAUUACUUGGUAUUCCAAGCCUCUCUCCAUAGUCCAUUCAUUCGGUCAUUUCCACUAAACCAUGCCAACCCCACUCCUUCACUCUAGCAAACCAUUGUCCAAAACAUGGCUCAACCGUAUGUUCUCACUCGUCUACGCCGUUGCGCUUUCCAUUCUUCUCCUCCGCCACUGUCAUAACCUAAUCUACUCUCCAUCCACGAUCGCCAUCGCCCUUUUUCUAGCGGAUUUCGUAUUCGCUUUCUUAUGGUUAACCAACCAAUGCUUUCACUGGAAUCCAGUGGAACGCAAAGUCUUCCCAGAGAAUCUAAAACACGUUGCAUCCGAGAGCAAGUAUCCGCCGAUAGACGUGUUGAUUUGCACGGCUGAUCCAACGAAGGAGCCCCCGAUUGGCGUUGUGAAUACGGCGUUAUCGGUUAUGGCGUAUGAGUACCCCGCAGAGAAGUUGUCCGUGUAUGUUUCUGAUGAUGGAGGAUCGAAGAUGACUCUGUAUGCGUUCAUGGAGUGUGCCAAGUUUGCAAAGCAGUGGAUACCAUAUUGCAAGAAGUAUGGUGUUGUGGAUAGGGCACCUGAGGUUUAUUUUGGGAGUCAACCUUCAUCGUAUCCUGAAACAGAUCAUAUUAAGUCAAUGUAUGAAGACAUGAAGUCAAGGGUGGAGGCGGUGGUGCAGAGUGGUGGCCUGUCUUUGGAUCGAGUUAUGGAACCAGAAUUCCAGGAUGCUUUCAGAAAAUGGACCCCUGAUUUCACAAGUCGACAACAUCCCACCGUUAUCCAGAUUCUGUUAGACAACAAUGCCGACAAAGAUGUAGCAGGUGAUGUCAUGCCAAAUCUCAUCUAUGUUUCUCGAGAGAAAAACAACCUCAAACCCCAUAAUUUUAAGGCCGGUGCACUAAACGUCAUGCUUCGGGUGUCGGGUUUGCUGACGAAUGGAAAAUUAGUCCUCGUCCUGGAUUGUGACAUGUACUCGAAUGAUCCUGAAACACCACUCCGCGCAUUGUGUUACUUCAUGGAUCCAAACGCUGAUCCGAAGCUCGGAUUUGUUCAGUUUCCCCAAAGAUUUAAUGGCAUCAACAAAAAUGACAUUUAUGCUUCCGAGUUCAUGCCCGAGACUCAAAUUUUAAGUCUGGGUAUGGAUGGGUUGUUAGGCGCUGUGUUUAUGGGUACUGGUGGAUUUUUCAAACGAGAUUCCAUUAGCGACGACUCGCCAUGUGGUGUCACUACAGAGAGUAUUCAAACCAAAUCGAACCCGAUAAACAGUAAAGAUGUUUUAGUUUUGGCACAUGAAGUAGCAAGCUGCAACUACGAGGAUCACACCAAAUGGGGUUCAAAGAUUGGAUUUCGAUACGGCACCAUAACGGAGGACAUAUACACGAGCUUUCAACUUCAUUGUGAAGGAUGGAAGUCGGUUCUAUGCAACCCGAAACGAGCCGCAUUUCUUGGAGGUUCACCUUCAAACUUGAAUGAUGGACUCACCCAAAUCAAAAGAUGGUAUAUGGGAUUCCUCGAGAUAUUCUUUAACAAAUAUUGUCCCUUAAUAUAUGGUGUUCGAUCCAUGAAUCCACUCCAAGCUUUAUGUUACACACACUACACACUUCGUUCUUUUUGGUCCAUUCCAAUAAUCAUCUACGCAUUCUUGCCUCAACUUUCGCUCAUAAACUCGGUUCCAAUAUUCACAAAGGUCUCGGAAGAUGGUUUUUUCUUGUACGUGUUUCUGUUUCUUGGAGCAUACGGAAAAGAUUUUCUUGAUUUUGUUGUAUUCGGAAGACGAUCAACGAUAAGGUGGUGGAACCACCAAAGAAUGUGGUUGAUGUGGGGGCUGUCGAGCUACCCUUUCGCAUUGCUCGAACGGUCACUUAAAUGCUUUGGUUUAUCAACAUUCGGGUUCAAUGUAACAAGCAAAGUAGUGGAUGAAGAACAAAACAGACUGUACGAACAAGGGGUGGUUGAGUUCGGGGUUGAAUCAUUGUUGUUUUUACCGAUUUCAGUAGCGUCAUUGGUUAGCUUAUGGGCGUUUGCGAAAGGAGUUAUACAUGUGCUUCUAUAUGGGAGAUUAGAAGAGUUUUUUGUGCAGAUUUUCAUAUCUGGAUUUGUGGUGGUGAAUAGUUGGGUGAUAUAUGAAGGCAUGGUUUUGCGGAAAGAUAGAGGGAAAAUGCCAUUGAAGAUAACUUUAGCAUCAAUUGCAACCGCAAUCGCGAUUUAUUUCUUAUCUACUCUAAUCAUGUUUCGUUGAUUAAUUCCAGUUUGAUUCGUGUUUGUAAAUUGACCACCCUCAUAAACACAUGCGUCAAAACGCCCAAAAAAUGUUUGAGACUGUUGUAAUGGUUUUGACGCACUGCUGGAAAUUGGGUACCUGUUUGACUGAAAAAUACACCCUUUGACUUUUUUUAAUUUUUAAAAUAAUUAAAAUUACAAUGUUAGGAUC
Messenger RNA from Helianthus annuus (common sunflower), 2464 nucleotides. Its product is annotated as cellulose synthase-like protein G3. The record is from RefSeq and is a predicted model, not a curated record. The transcript is spliced from 6 exons. Bases 107 to 2272 code for a protein of 721 amino acids. Gene Ontology annotation, molecular function: cellulose synthase (UDP-forming) activity; mannan synthase activity. Gene Ontology annotation, cellular component: plasma membrane; trans-Golgi network. Gene Ontology annotation, biological process: cellulose biosynthetic process; plant-type primary cell wall biogenesis. Lineage: Eukaryota; Viridiplantae; Streptophyta; Magnoliopsida; Asterales; Asteraceae.